UGCCUUUCUCCAAAAUUUCCGCCUUGGGUGUUUUUGUUUCAUAUUCUGCAAUUUCCUGAUGUUUGGUGCUCAAACUUGUAUGAAUUUGCUAAAAGUGAAUGAUAUUCAGUGAUUCGUUGCUUGUAUGAAUCUGCUCUGCCGCUGGCCUGCUGCCGGACCGGAUCCAUUUGCUUUGCUGCCGCAGCCUCCUCGCCUCCGUCCGCCGGUGAUGAAGCUUCGCAUGCCCCAAAACAUCUUCCUCACCGACCUAUCACUCCUCCCUCGUCCCUUGGAUCCCUGUUUUCCUCGUGCAUCCUCGGCUUCCCUCCUCCCGAAUCCCCCCAUCCUUCUGCCAGCAACCGGCAGCCUUCCUUUGAAGCCACCGGUGAUCUUCUUUUCCUUCUCUCCUCAUGAGCUUCUUUAACACAUCGAAACCCCUUUGAAUCCUUCUUCCUCUUUCACGCAACCUCCACCUUUCUCCGGGUCCCUUCUCCCAUAUAGCUGGUGUUCAUUUGUCAAAGAAAUUGCCGGCGAUCUUGGCUUCAAACCACCUUCUCGAACCGUUCCAGUAGUCCAGCACCAACCACACCGGCGAGUGAGCAGCAGGAUGAGCGAGAGUACAAUCGGAUCUACCAACCAGCGACGGAGGUGAGGUGCACGUGAAGCUCCAACGACUCGGCAAAGUUUUAAUCUCCCAUUGGCUGGUCUUGGUUUAGAUUUGCAGAUCUGUACUAUUGCAGAGCACGAAUGGAGUGACGAGAGGCUGACGUCGACACAGAUUGAAGGCCCAUAUACAUUUCACAGAUUUUUGUAUAAGGAUCAAAAUCGGAGAGGCCCAAAUGCAUUGCAGAUUUGGGUAAAGGAGAAACAGAUUUGAAGAGCCCAAAACCGGGAUCCAAAAGACUAGAAUGUUCCUUCUAGGGUUUUUGUGUUUGGGUAUAAAUAGGUGGUCUUAGGAGCAGAAUUGGGGGGGUCUUUUUUUGGUGAGUGUUGACGGCGGAGAAGCUGGAAGAAUUGAGUCUGCUUUGUGUAGGUAAUUUCUUUGAACUGAGGAGUUUUUCUGGGAAAGGUGGUGAAGGGGACGAUGGGAGCCUGGUCCCGUGGGUGGGAUCCCUCCCAUCAGAUCUGGAUCUGCUUUUCCUAGAAGAAUUCUGCCGUGGGUGUUGCUUUGUUUGUUGAUUUCUUUCUCUUUGUAUUUUUCAUUUAAUGUUCAAGAUCGUAUGUAUUUCUUGAGAAAUGAAUGAAAGAUCAUAGGUUUGCCUGUUUAUUUGCUUCAGGAAUCCAGAACCUUUAAGGAUAUCAAGAAGGAACAACAAGAACACAAGGUGUAAUGGGCCUAAUGUCCUCUGAGAGGAAAGAUAAUUUCAACCUUCGUGGACCCUUGCACCUAAAGCAUAUCAAUUGGUAAGAU
Messenger RNA from Rubroshorea leprosula, 1390 nucleotides. Lineage: Eukaryota; Viridiplantae; Streptophyta; Magnoliopsida; Malvales; Dipterocarpaceae. The record is from the annotation of a GenBank genome assembly.